CAACGGUAGCUACUAGCUAACAGAACCGCCAAUGUUAGUUAACUAUCCCGCCCGUGGUCUUUGGAUAUUCAAAUGUGCUAUAGCAAGGAAAGAUAACGGAUCAUCUGACUUAACUUACAACUGUGGAUAGCGAUGAGUGGGGCCGAAGGAGGUGAUAGCAAGUUGGAAAGGUGCAACAAAGAAAGAGCUGCCCUGAAGAAUUGGUACCUCAGGACAGUUAAACUAGCUGCGGCAGUCGCUGUAAUAAAGAGCAAACCACCUGGGAGGAGUGGGAGACAGCAUGCCGAAUACCUUGCAGCCAAUCUCCAGAACCGGGAUGUGGACUGGAAGGCCAAGGCUCAGACCUUGCAGCAAGAAGUUCUGCAUCUGCGCCAGGAACUGUUUCUUACUAAGAUCCUGUCAAAGACUAGCUCUUGUGAUGGAACAGGAGACGGCAGCAUCGAUCCGGAAUCCGGGGGCUCCACAAAGGACACAUCCACCUGGGAGGACUCUGGCUUUGAGACGCAGGAAAACUCGGAAGUUCUGCCACCCGCCCCGAAACCUGGGGAGAUUGCGCCCGUUGCCCCCGCCUGCCAAACCUUAUUCAGCUCCGCCCCGAAAGGCAGAACCGUCCUGCUUCACACCCAGUUCCUGCAGAGCCUGGUGGGCCUGGCUCGCCUGGAGGACAGGGACCUCCCGGAUGGGGAGUGCUCCAUAGUGCCCGAUUCCAUUGCCCAGCUGCUGGCGGGCAUGGUGUCGGCCUGCAGAGACGUCCAGCUGCUCCCCUCUGCCCCGCUGCUCCUUCGAGCCGCCAGGGUGGCGGCACGGGCAGCAGACUGCAGGAUCUCUGGCAGACCACCGUCAGUGGACGUCAUGAGACAAGUGGAGGACUCCCUGAAGGAGUUCACUGACCUGCUGCUGAAUAACAGCCAGCUUAACAGGUUUGGCAUGCAGGAGACUCUGGCUGACUGCCUGGCCCUCCUGGGUGGAAGCCGUGUGCUGAAGCCCUUGCUCGUUCCUCACAUCCUUCACCAGAUCAACUGCUUCGCCAGUCAGCUGUGGGAGACAUGCCAGCAGGUGGAGGUGGUGGGGCAGCGGCAGUUAGACGCGGGGAGGUACGAGAACUCCUUCUACCUGCUGUGGGUCCUGGAGCGGCUCCUGCCAGACGGGGAGGGGGCGGGCGGGGCCGGGCAGAACCCGCAGCUGGGCCAGCUGGAGCGCCACGCCCUGCAGCUGUCCGAGGAGUUCCCGCUAUUCGGCAUCUACGCCUGGAGGGUGGCGGCACGCCCGAGACCCGCCCAGACCACCAACUCCACAUGA
This is a messenger RNA of Conger conger (European conger), 1299 nucleotides long. RefSeq names its product meiosis-specific, MEI4 homolog (S. cerevisiae) (gene mei4). Gene Ontology annotation, cellular component: lateral element. Lineage: Eukaryota; Metazoa; Chordata; Actinopteri; Anguilliformes; Congridae. Gene Ontology annotation, biological process: DNA recombination; oogenesis; meiotic DNA double-strand break formation. The record is from RefSeq and is a predicted model, not a curated record. The transcript has 5 exons. The coding region runs from base 133 to 1299 and encodes 388 amino acids.